AUGCCGAUUAAGAUCAAACUUCCCAACGGUACCAACCUAGGGUCGGUCGCAAAGCACUUACGAAGCUCUCUUAAAUUACCUCUAUCGGUCACAGAGAAGUUGAAGGCUUUCAAGAGGACGGAAACGGGUGCUAAAGUCAGUGAGAGUUGGGCUCACACCAAAGAGGCAGCGUAUGAUGCCUACAUCAAGAAUCCGGCAUGUUAUAGGGGAGGAGGUGGAAGUGUUCAUACUAGAGGGAAGCCGGGUACUCCAUCGUAUUACCGAGCCAUGCAUCCUCAACGUAUAACUUACCAAUUCAACGACCAGCAUAGACAGAAGGAGUACGACGAGUUCCUCGCCAAUCGAUCGGCAAUCCCGAUGCCGCGUGGUCAGGCUAGAGGUGUCUCUGAGACCUUCUACAAAGACUCAUGA
This is a messenger RNA of Perkinsus marinus ATCC 50983, 411 nucleotides long. RefSeq lists its product as hypothetical. The record is from RefSeq and is a predicted model, not a curated record. The coding region runs from base 1 to 411 and encodes 136 amino acids. Lineage: Eukaryota; Perkinsozoa; Perkinsida; Perkinsidae. The transcript is spliced from 2 exons.